UUACAGAUUUUCAUAUCGAUAUGGUUAAUGUUCACGAGUGGAGUGGUGGGCGUGACAGUCCUCGUCACCAAUAAGGUGACGCUUCAGUGGCUCGUUAUACUUCAAACCAUUUUGCCCUUCUUUUGGUGUUUCAUCGGAUGUUACAUCAAUGACCAGAUAUCUAAAGAAGUGAAUCAGACUAUCACACUUAUUAUCAAGUGCCUGAUAGACUUUAGAUGUGUGCCUUCAAGAAAGCCAGUUUUGGAGACCUUUAAAGAACUAGUCAGCAAUGAUCGUCUACAGUUCACAGCUUGCAGCCUAUUCAAAUUGAGCUACUCUAUGCUACUUGGAACUAUGCUUAAUGUUAUCACUUAUAGCAUAAUUUUAAUACAAAUGUUCUAGUUUGUCUCUUUAAUUAUUCUGAACUUAUCAUUUAAAUGUGACAUUGUCAUAGUUUUAAUUAAAGCUAGCUUGUCUUUGA
This is a messenger RNA of Helicoverpa zea (corn earworm), 460 nucleotides long. RefSeq lists its product as uncharacterized. Lineage: Eukaryota; Metazoa; Arthropoda; Insecta; Lepidoptera; Noctuidae. Gene Ontology annotation, cellular component: membrane. The record is from RefSeq and is a predicted model, not a curated record. The coding region runs from base 28 to 381 and encodes 117 amino acids. The transcript has 3 exons. Gene Ontology annotation, biological process: sensory perception of taste.